AUGAAUGAAGUUGACAAAAUAGAUGCUAAAAUGGAAAUUUACGGUACAUUAAAAAAAUAUAUUAAUACAAGUUCACAAUCUCAAAUCAAUUCAAAUAAUUAUUGCUCUACUUCUUCGUCAUCGUAUUAUCAAUCGCCUUCACCAGCCUCUUUAGAGUGGAUGGCAUCAGACUCAAGAACAAGCAGCAUCAAUUAUACUUAUAUGGACACAAUGCAAAGUCAAUCAUUUCAAAAUAAUUAA
Macrosiphum euphorbiae (potato aphid) is the source of this 240-nucleotide messenger RNA. Lineage: Eukaryota; Metazoa; Arthropoda; Insecta; Hemiptera; Aphididae. The record is from the annotation of a GenBank genome assembly.